Phytophthora nicotianae INRA-310 is the source of this 1479-nucleotide messenger RNA. RefSeq lists its product as hypothetical. The record is from RefSeq and is a predicted model, not a curated record. Lineage: Eukaryota; Oomycota; Peronosporomycetes; Peronosporales; Peronosporaceae. The coding region runs from base 1 to 1479 and encodes 492 amino acids. The transcript has 2 exons.
AUGAACCGCUCAGGGGCGACCUUCCCGUUCACACCGUGCUACCGUUUACCGUUCAUCUCCAUUACCCUCAUUAACCCAUCGAUUCCACCGUUUACCAAUUCGAGCUCUGCCGAGCUACCGCCGGUCCGACCGUCAGCUCCUUUCCGUGUUUCCACUGCUAUUGUACCCGCAAUCCGGGCAGUGCUUCUUGCUAGACACCGGGUGUGCGACAACCAGCUCCGAGAACAGAUCGUGAUGGCGCUCCGGUCCGAAGGUAUUCACGUCCCCGACAGUAUCGUAGCUCCAUCGACAACAUGGACCAACCCCAACAUCGACAACGACCUGUGUGAAUCUCUAUCUGCGCUCGUUGCGUCCAAAUCGCUGCCAUUGGCGUCACUCGUGGCACUUUGGCGGCACGAGACUGCCGCCGAUCCGCGCCUGAACAAGGCUCUCGACCCAACCUGGCUGGGCAUUCUCCUCCGUGGUUAUCGUCUCCGGGAGCAAGUGGUGUCUGUCGAAACCCAUGGAGUGAAUCACGACUUCAAGGGUUAUGUGCACCGGAUUCUGCUCCACCUCGCAACCACAAUACUACCCACCAAUACCAAGAUGCCGGGAUCCGCAGUAUUGCCGAAGGCCAGGCGGACGGCACCUACCUCGUCGUGUCCGCAGCAGUCGCAUUGGGGUGGCACCAGCUACGCUUUAGCCCAUUCGGCUGCGCCCUCAAGAAAGACAUGGAUCCGUCCAAGGCGGCGCCUGAUUCAUGACCUUUCGUACCCUGGAGAGAGCUCGACCAAUGCCCGAUCUUCCCAAGCAGUCAUUCCCGAUCUCGAGUUUGAGAGCAUUAAACGCAUCGCUCUCAGGAUCGAGGAGCUCGCAGCAUCGUGCCAGGGUGAGACCAUCAUGAUUCUCAAAGGAGACGUCAAGAGUGCCUUUCGCCGUAUUGCUGUGGCUGCCAGUCUGUCGGCGCAUUUAUCGGGAUCGACUCCUGGUGGCCAAGCUGUCGUCGAUUUGGCCUUGCUGUUCGGCUGGACAGAAUCUCCCGCCUAUUACGGCAGCUUUGGAUCAGCCAUUGCGUUUCUAGUAGCUCGCGAAAGCCCAAGUACGCUUGACCCCAUGGAAACCCACAGUGAUCCAUUCUUCUCGUACGUUUGGGUCCAUGACCACUUGCUUGUAGAAAUCGACAGGGAAAACCGACUUCGGCUGGCGAAAGCUGCUCUUAGCCUCAGCAUGCUGGCUACGCUUGCGCUCGGACUGCAGUGGGAUACGGAGGCACGCAGCGUGUCAAUGCCCAGGGGAAAAUCUCCAAGACGCUUCGGCGGCUACGUCAAGUCGCUACAGCUGCUCGAGCCAUGCGGCAUCAGCUCGACAAAAGCUCGACAAAUUGCUCGGGCCGGUUCGUCACAUCGGUCUCUGCUGCCGAGCGACAAGAGCAUUUGUGCAGCGACUCCACUACGUGUGGCGAUCGGCACCCCAGUAUGGAAUGCUUCGUCUAACGUCUGA